AUGGCAGACCUUUCGAAGAGACGGGCUGAAUACGAUGCGGUUGCGCAUCCAGGUCCACGUUUGAAGCCUGCGAGUUACUGUACAAAGCUCGUCUGGACUAUUUUCAUUUCCAUACUGAUCAUAGUCUCAUCACUAUAUUACCGUGGGUUUGGUCAAACAAAGGGUGAGCUCUUGAAGCUACUGGAUCUGGGUAGUACCAAGAGUGAAGAGCAGUUGGUCAGAAAAUAUGAUUUGCAAAUUGGCGGUCGAUGGAUGAACCCCGAUGGAGGUCGUUGGAGAGUCAUGUUUGUUUGUAACGGUGAAACGCCAUGUCCAACCCUGAAAGCUCAAGAGGGGGAUUUGGUCGAGAUUGCUGUUCACAGCGAUAGCUAUUUUCAAUCUUCCAUUCAUUGGUCUGGAGUUGGAUAUCGUCACACGGAGGCAUGGAACGAUGGAACCGCAGGACUCUCGCAGUACCCCAUGUUACCGAGGGGAAACUACACGAAUGUCCACGACACCACAGGCGCUUGGGGUUUGAGUUGGUACGCCGAUCACACAACUGCAGCCUCAGCAGACGGGCUGUACGGAAUGAUCUAUGUGGCUCCAGAUCCAGCCCGACCUCGGCCAUACAAGCUGAUAACCGACAAUCCACUUGAAUUGCGACAGAUCAUGGAAGCAGAGCAAAACAUCCAGCACUUGGCCCUGAAAAAUCACAUGCACAGAGACACCAACUGGAAGCUACUGCGCAUGAGAGCAGAAGGUUCCGAGUUCCACUGUUAUGAUUCCCUAUUAGUGAACGGCAAGGGUCGUAAUCUGUGCCGCGCACCUGGCUACGAUGAGCUCAACGGUCAGAUUCUCGAUGAGACAGGAUGCAUCCAGCCUGCAGGAUUUCCACCAGUUUCGUGUACUCCCAGUGAUGCCGAUUUCGAGGUUAUUGAGACCGAGGGCCGUGGAUACAUCAUGCUCAACUUGGUAAAUGUAGGAUUCGAACAUGAAGUUCGAGUCGCCAUCGAUCAUCACGAAAUCUUUAUUGUCGCUAAUGACGGCGGUUUUGUCGAGCCGAUGCUGGGCGAUGUCAUUUACAUCCCAAGUGCUUCACGAUUGACUAUACUUGUCAAGCUUGAUCAGGCGCCAGGCGAUUACGCCAUGCGCAUAUCGUCGACAAGCCAGUUGCAAAACCUCCAGGGCUUUGCUCUCUUGAGAUACCCGGCCAAACGUCAACCAAUUCUCGGCCAACCCAUGCAGCUCCCAGCUGUAGACGAGAAUGAUAUUUGUCUCCUACCCGACGCUUCCGUAAAGGACAAGUGCAGCCUGAUUGACGGAGAACAGACGAGCCCAUACCCUCCCGCACCGCCGUCUCGCGCUCGAAACUCGCUAGCUGAGGGAGCAGCAGACUUUACCUUUCACCUGUCAGCUGGAGUGCAAAAGUCUCAGACGGAAAAGUUUGCCCCUGAAUAUUUCUUGAAUGGAAAGCCCUGGCAGCUCUUUCGAGGUGCCUUGGAACCUCUUCUCUUUACAAACUUUAGCAGCCCAAGUGCUCAGAGUGCCCUAGAGAAGCCGGUUAUACACGGCCUGCCAAUGGGUUCCGUGGUGGACCUCAUCGUUGAAAAUCAACUCAACGACACCAUCCCUCUGUACAAACACGGAAAGCCCGCAUGGCUCUUGGGAUCUCAAGCGCAUGCCAACUUUUCUCAUGAGACGGUAGCGGAGGCUGUAAAUGGCCAUGCGCCUUCUCUAAAUCUUCACAAUCCGCCGCUUGUCGUCGUGCAUGAUCUGCCACCGCUGGGGUGGAGUGUUCUCCGAUUCGAGGUGACGACCAAGGCAGCAACCAUGCUUCACGCUGUGAAGCUCAGAUACUUUGUCCUCGGCAUGUCUGCCCCAAUUCUAGAGGGGAUCACGGCGGAUGAUCCUAUCAAAGUUCCCACUUCUGCUCUGGAGAGACCUCAUAUCGAAUUCGAGCCAAAGAAUGAUGGAGUGUUUGGUUAA
Molecule: messenger RNA, 1965 nt
Organism: Pestalotiopsis fici W106-1
Lineage: Eukaryota; Fungi; Ascomycota; Sordariomycetes; Amphisphaeriales; Sporocadaceae
Exons: 11
Coding region: 1-1965 (654 amino acids)
Molecular function (GO): copper ion binding; oxidoreductase activity
Source: RefSeq, a predicted model, not a curated record